Juglans microcarpa x Juglans regia is the source of this 2368-nucleotide messenger RNA. RefSeq lists its product as uncharacterized. The transcript is spliced from 6 exons. Bases 90 to 2153 code for a protein of 687 amino acids. Lineage: Eukaryota; Viridiplantae; Streptophyta; Magnoliopsida; Fagales; Juglandaceae. The record is from RefSeq and is a predicted model, not a curated record. Gene Ontology annotation, molecular function: protein binding.
UACGCAACGAAGCAAAGUAGGUACCGGUAACUUCCUUUAAAUGGUGCCGCGCGGUCUAUGGAACAGAGCUUGAUUGCUAUCACACACAGAUGGGGAGUGUGGCGAGAAUGACGAGGCCUUAUCGGGCAGCCAUGAAGAAAGAAUGGCAAGAGAUGCUAGAUUUCUACAUGGAUCAAUAUGAAUGCUUUGGUUUUCCUCUGUCGAACGUUACCAAGGACUCUGUGUUUCAUAUUGCUGUGCACAGCAGAAACGUGAAGCUGCUCAAUGAUUUGCUAGAGAUUAAUGCAGAAGCACUUCUACUUCCGAAUUUAACGGGAAACACAGCACUUCACGAGGCGGCUGCUUAUGGAAAUGUUGAAAUGGCAGAACUCUUAAUUAUGUAUGACGAAAAAGAAACUAAACCUGGUGGCCAACGGGCAGUUGAUAUAAACAAUCACAUUGGCGAAACUCCUUUGUUUAGGGCAGCUGCAUUUGGUAGGACACAAAUGGUUGAGUUUUUAGCCAAAAAAGUUGGGGACAACUACAAGAGUUUUCACCGCAGGCGGAAGGACGGCAUGACCAUUCUUCAUAUGGCUGUCCUCAGCAGAUGCUUUGAUACAGCUCUGAAGGUGCUGGAAUGGGAGGAUAUGCUUGGAGACUGGGUGGACGAGAAUGGCAUGACAUGUCUUCAGCUGCUAGCUAACAUGCCAUCUGCUUUCAAAAGCGGUUAUCCCAUGAGCAUAUUGAAGCGGCUGCUCUAUCUCUGCCUUCCAGAUGAAGACAAAUUUGGUGUCGGAACACCGGUUACUUCAAGUGGAAGAGAAGAACCAGAGUCUGGCCGUUACAGGAGUUCCCCUGGCAGAUUCAGAAGCUUGAAUGCCUGUAUAGCCACUUCAUGGAUUUGUGUGUGGAAGUGUAUAGCUCAAGAAUUCCCAGACAUUAGAGAACUGUGGAACAUAAAAAGCCAGCACAAAAGCGCGGUUAAGUUUGUUAAACUUCUCGCUACACGGGACCUGACAUGGAUGAGAAUAAAAGUUGGAGAAAAACCUGAACAACUCAGUAUAUUUGACAACAUGGAGGAAAAUGAAUCAAAUGAUGGAAAAGGAAGUACCCCUGACCAGAAGGGGAGUUCGGACUCAGCGGAAGCAUCUAUAUCCCGUCCUCAAGAUCCAGAAGAGCUUCCACGGAUUACAAAUCAAGAUACUGCAUCACUUUCUGAGGCUCCACUAAUUUCAGCUGCAAGAAAUGGGAUCAUUGAGAUCGUAGAGGUCAUUCUGCAACUGUAUCCUCAGGCAAUUGAACACAAAAAUGACAGAGGUGAGAAUAUACUUCAUGUUGUAGCAAGACAUGGAAGGAAAGAAAUCAUGCAUCUUCUCCAACAUUCUCAUGCUCUGAGAUCAAGGCUUAGGAGGACGAUCAACAACAAUGGUGAUAGCAUUUUGCAUCAAGCUGCAUACUUUCGCGAGCAUGAGCUGACUGACAGGCCUGGGGAAGCUCUUUUAAUGCAGUCAGAGAUACAAUGGUUUAAGCAAGUGCGGAAAAUUGUACCUCCGUAUUUCAUCAACCACCGCAAUAACCAAGCUCUGACCGCUGAAGAAUUGUUCACCAAGCAACAUCAGGAGUUGGUAGAGAACGGCCGAAAAUGGAUAGAUCAAACAACAAAAGCAUGCACUAUAGUUGCUGUCCUAAUAGCCACCGUUGCUUUUACCUGUGCAUACACCAUCCCCGGCGGUUCCAACUCAAAAACAGGCCAUCCAUUGCUCCUCGAGGAAACUCCAUUUCGCACCUUCGCAGUCUCAGACACGUUAUCACUCUGCUUCUCCCUGACUUCCGUGGUAGUUUUCCUAUCCAUUAUGACAUCGAGAAUGCACGAACGAGAUUUCCGGAGGUCUCUUCCGUUGAAGAUCGCAAUCGGCCUAAGUACAUUGUUCUUUUCCGUGACGGCCAUGAUGGUUGCUUUUGCUGCUACACUAGUGCUUAUGAUACAGCAGAGGCUACAUUGGGCUGCAAUCCCAAUUUAUACAUUGGCAUGUUUCCCGGUCACUAUUUUUCUUGUUCUCCAGUUCCCUCUCUAUCUCAAUAUUGUUUGGUUUACCGUGAGUGAUCUUCUGCUGAGUUUCGUUGACUUGCUUCCUUCUGGAACAAGUAUGGUUCGGAACCGGCCUCUGCGCUAGGACUUGGGGGUUGUUAUUUAGCCAUGCCAGUCUGUUUUCCCCACUUUUUGGUUUUCGGCAGGUCUGUAUUUUUUUUUUGUUAAAAAAAAUGUAUUUUGAGUGUGUUUCUUAGAUUUUUUUAUGCCCUUUAUCUUCUCUUUUCCUAAAUUUAUUGUGCUAUGAAUAGUGUAAAACAUUAAAUACAACAUUCCAAAUAUAUAUUAUUUACAUUUCUU